Molecule: messenger RNA, 2838 nt
Organism: Anopheles cruzii
Lineage: Eukaryota; Metazoa; Arthropoda; Insecta; Diptera; Culicidae
Gene: ras
Product: inosine-5'-monophosphate dehydrogenase
Exons: 4
Coding region: 309-1856 (515 amino acids)
Biological process (GO): GTP biosynthetic process
Cellular component (GO): cytoplasm
Molecular function (GO): IMP dehydrogenase activity
Source: RefSeq, a predicted model, not a curated record
AGACGAGUUUUGCGUGUGCCAAUCUACAGAACCCCAAGAGAUAGAAAAAAUCGGUGCCACCUUCCGCCCGCUAAUUCCACUGUGCACCGAACUGUUGCACGAACGGCAUUUCCAUAGACAUUUGAAACAGCAUUUCCACGACUGAUCCCCGAUCUCAUACCUUUGGCCACGCGUGGCGAAGCAAGGGCAAAUUAUAUUACACACUGCGCCACCCACCACGUGUUUGUGAAGCACCUUUUCCGAAGCAAAAAGGGGGUUAAGGAAGUGGGCAUCGUAACGCAACACAGCCAAACGCCGGUAAACAAACAAUGGAGAACGGUACCAACGGAAUGCCGGCCACCCUGAUGGACGGAUAUUCGUGUGAAGAACUGUUCCUAAAAAGCGACGGUCUGACGUACAAUGACUUCAUCAUCCUGCCCGGGUAUAUUGAUUUUACUGCCGACGAGGUGGAUCUGGCUUCACCGUUGACGAAGAAAAUUAUGCUCAAAGCGCCGCUCGUUUCGUCUCCCAUGGAUACGGUCACCGAAGCCGACAUGGCCAUCUCGAUGGCGCUUUGCGGCGGUAUCGGCAUUAUCCAUCAUAACUGCUCGCCCGAGUAUCAGGCAAACGAGGUGCACAAGGUGAAGAAGUACAAGCAUGGCUUCAUCCGUGACCCGCUCGUAAUGGGACCGGAAAACACGGUGGCGGACGUGCUGGAGGCGAAGCGUAUGAACGGAUUCACCGGCUACCCGAUCACCGAGAACGGAAAGCUCGGAACGCGUCUCGUAGGCAUUGUGACAUCGCGCGAUAUCGACUUCCGUGAGCAUGACGUCGAGCUGAAGCUGAAGGACAUUAUGACCAAACUGGACGACAUGAUUACGGCCCCGAACGGGGUGACGCUGCAGGAAGCGAACCACAUCCUCGAGAAGAGCAAGAAGGGAAAACUGCCCAUCGUGAACACGAACGGCGAACUGGUGGCACUGAUCGCCCGGACCGAUCUGAAGAAGGCACGCAGCUACCCGAACGCGUCGAAGGACAGCAACAAACAGUUGCUGGUCGGAGCGGCGAUGGGGACGCGCGACGAAGACAAGUCGCGACUCGAGCUGCUGGUUCACAAUGGCGUGGACGUGAUCGUGCUCGAUUCGUCGCAGGGCAACUCCUCGUAUCAGAUCGAAAUGAUCAAGUUCAUCAAGCAAACCUACCCGACGCUGCAGGUGAUUGCCGGGAAUGUGGUGACACGAUCGCAGGCCUUCAACCUUAUCCAGGCCGGUUGCGAUGCACUGCGCGUGGGCAUGGGUUCGGGUUCGAUCUGCAUCACGCAGGAGGUGAUGGCGUGCGGUUGCCCUCAGGCAACGGCCGUCUACCAGGUCAGCAAGCUGGCUCGCCAGUACGGCGUGCCGGUGAUUGCGGACGGUGGCGUGCAGUCGAUCGGACACAUCAUGAAAGCGCUCGCGUUGGGUGCGUCGGCCGUGAUGAUGGGUUCACUGCUGGCGGGCACUUCGGAAGCGCCGGGCGAGUAUUACUUUAGUGAUGGUGUCCGCCUGAAGAAGUACCGCGGUAUGGGCAGUCUGGAGGCGAUGGAGCGGAAGGAUGGCAAGGGAGCGGCCAGCUCGCGCUACUUUCACACCGAGAUCGAGAAGCUCCGCGUAGCGCAGGGCGUCAGUGGCAGCAUCGUCGACAAGGGUUCGAUACUGCGCUUCGUACCGUAUCUGCAGUGCGGACUGCAACACAGCUGCCAGGACAUUGGCACACGGUCGAUCUCCAAUCUGAGGAAAAUGAUCUACAGCGGAGAGCUGCGGUUCAUGAAGCGUACCCAUUCGGCCCAGCUCGAGGGCAACGUCCAUGGACUGUUCUCGUACGAGAAACGCCUCUUCUGAGAUCAACCGAACGGCCAGGAGCAUUCGUGAGCUGGAAGCUGCUGUUGAUUGCACCAUCAUAACCCGUCGAAAUUCUGUUCCUUUUGUGGUGUGGACCAGGGCAUCUUGUGCGCCCCGAACACCAGGGCACGAACUGGCACAUUGGCACUUAAUUGUUACAAUGGAAAACCCGAUUUUCAAACUAGCAUUAAGCACCUUAGGUUUUUUGGCGGCGACUGUGUAUAACAUCUUGGGCCACUUAAAUCGAAAUGGAAUGGCCUUGUGUGACAGGAAAAUUACUUACUAGUGUCGUAAGCCUCGAUGUAAAGUAAAGAUCAAGGAAAACAUUUUUGUACCUACGUUAGGAGAAACAAUCAAACCGUUUUAGAGCUAUAUUUAUUGGAAGUGUACCAAUAGGAGUCAAAAUUAUGUGCAGCCCGUAAGAUUAUGUGUUCCCCUUGUGCUCCACUUCGUUGUUCCUGCGAACAAGUUACAAAAUCAUGGCCUUAGGCUAAGUGCGUAAAACGGGCCACUUGUGCUAUCUGUUGUGGCGUACCCAACGCUUCGAAAGUUAAUUUUUGCGCAAAGUCAGACUUUAAGAUAAGGAGCCCCUCCGAACCCUCCGACGUUUGAAUGUUGGUGGCUACAUUCCUCUCCACUAGAAAGUGUUGUAUUGUCCAUUAUGCUACUCCAGAACAACAACGCAAAAUCAGUAAAACCGAACCGAUCCCAAAAAGGAAGGAGUCAGUACUGCUUGAUGUUUUUUUUUCUUCUCGUACGCUAAGUAGUUGGUUCGUCCUGGUGUCCGACUUAACUAACCUUAAUGUUGUGCGCUUAACUUAAUUGGCCGGUCCAGGUGCUCUAUCGAAAUAGACAUAAAACACACAUGGCAUAAAAAUACGUCACAAUUUGGCAACAAAAAAAUGAUUUAAACAGGUAUUUUAAAGUAAAUGGAAAGUGCUUGUGUCCCACAUAACGCAAUGAUUGUUAAACAGGUAGCAAU